AUGAGCAAAAUACACACCCCGUGGCCCCUGGAAAUUCCAGACGACUCUCCGUUUUCUAUGGCAAAUAUUCCCUUUGGAAUAUUUAGUACAAAGUCUAAUACCGAACGCCGCGCUGGUGCUGCAAUUGGCACUUUGGUCAUUGAUCUCUCCGUUCUCGAGACACACGGAUUUUUUGCCGACUGUCUUUUAACCAAGUUCAACAAUGUUUUUAACCAAUCCACCCUGAAUAAUUUCGCUUCUCUGCCAUUAGAGAAUCGCUCGGCCAUUCGAAAAAGGAUUAUCAACUUGCUGGACGAUAGAACAUCCGCCAUCUUCAACAAUCUUGCUAUCAAUUCCGAGGCAAUUUUACGAAUGAGCGACGCAACCUUGCAUUUACCAAUGCAAAUAGGUGGAUUUACGGACUUUAUGUGUUCCAGGACCCACAUAGAUAAUAGUACUCAAAUUGCAGGAAGAUCGGCAAAUCCGCAAACUUUUGCACAGCCUAUGGCAUACAAUGGGCGAGCCUCGUCAAUUGUAGUGAGCGGAACACCGAUACACCGUCCCUGUGGAAUGAUUCCAGCUCCAGGUGGUCAAGGUCUAGUUUUUGGGCCGUGUGAGAAGAUGGACUUCGAAUUGGAGCUAGGAUUCUUCGUCUCAAAACCGAUUCCCUUUGGACAUCGUAUCAAGACCGCUGACGAGGCUCGAGAACAUAUUUUUGGAUUUAUUCUGCUCAACGACUGGUCUGCUAGAGAUAUACAACUCGCGGAGAUGUUUCCAUUAGGACCUUUUAAUGGGAAAGGCUCUGGGACUAGCAUUAGCCCAUGGGUUGUGACACUUGACGCCUUGGAGGCUGCACGAACAUGCACAUUGGAUGUUGGUGCCGCAACAGCGAUGGCUAACUUGCCUCAGCAUCUGAGGCACAUGACAGAUGAUUAUACCUGGGAUAUCUUAGUCGAAUCGUCAUUGAAACGUGUAGGCAUUGACAAGACAUUCAAGAUAGGGCGCUCUAGUUUGCGAGAUUCGUACUGGUCACCAGGACAGAUGUUAUCAUAUCACGCUUCGUCUGGAUGCGGCUUUCGGACAGGAGAUCUUCUUGGGACAGGUACUCUCUCCUCGCCCGGCCACUCUGUAGAAACGCCCUCUUUGGCGUGUCUACUUGAGCUGACGGAAGGCGGGACCAAGCCCUUUGUCUUUGGGGAAAAUUCUCUGACAUGGAUAGAGGAUGGAGAUGAAGUCGUGUUUGAAGGAUGGGCAAUGACACGAGAUGGUCACAGAAUUGGUUUUGGCGAACUAAGAGGUACAUUGUUACCCAGCCUACCUUAG
This is a messenger RNA of Talaromyces proteolyticus, 1302 nucleotides long. Its product is annotated as putative 2-hydroxyhepta-2,4-diene-1,7-dioate isomerase. The transcript is spliced from 3 exons. Gene Ontology annotation, biological process: L-tyrosine catabolic process; L-phenylalanine catabolic process; homogentisate catabolic process. The coding region runs from base 1 to 1302 and encodes 433 amino acids. Gene Ontology annotation, molecular function: fumarylacetoacetase activity. NCBI's taxonomy places the organism in Eukaryota, Fungi, Ascomycota, Eurotiomycetes, Eurotiales, Trichocomaceae. The record is from RefSeq and is a predicted model, not a curated record.